Molecule: messenger RNA, 1132 nt
Organism: Solenopsis invicta (red fire ant)
Lineage: Eukaryota; Metazoa; Arthropoda; Insecta; Hymenoptera; Formicidae
Product: COMM domain-containing protein 2
Exons: 6
Coding region: 315-923 (202 amino acids)
Source: RefSeq, a predicted model, not a curated record
AGUAUAUUUUUAUACUUUGAUCGAAGAUCGAUGGUCUCAAGAAUCGAUUCAAAGCUGUACGAUCGAUCUAAAAAAAUCGAGAAUUAGACGCAAAAGAAUCGAUUCUUCAAAAGAUCGAUUUAAGAUCGCCUAUCCCUUCCCUACUCGCCCUACCCUAGUGUUUCUGAGUCCAACAUGGCGGUAAUACGAUGCCGCUCGUAUUAAAGAUAAUUGAUUCGAAAAUUUGUUGGAUAACAAUUCUUUUUCAUGCAAUUUUCGUGUCGCCCUGAAUAAGAAUUUCAACUGACAAGCGACACAAUCGCGCAACAGUAAAAAUGCUGUUAACAUUGAAGCCGGAUCACAAGAAGCACAUAUUGUUUCUAGCUGAUCAAUCGUCGCCAGUUUUGCAGGAUUUCUGCAAAUUAGCUGUGGAUUAUUUGCAGAAGGGUCCGAAUGUCAAAGUGUACAACGCUGCCGCUCAGAAGCUAAACGUUGAGCUAAAUGUAAUUAAACAAUCAGUAGAAGGUUUGGUGAAUCUCCUUUUGGAAAGCUGCAAGCAUAAGCUGAGCGCAGAAGAUUUCCGGGAUUCUGUGGUGGCUUUAGGUUUCACAGAGGACAAGGAAGCGAUACUGAGUAAAUUGUACAGCGUUAAAAAGGAUGAGGUCUCGGGUGCGCUAGAAGAAAUUGGAUUUAAACUAUCGAAAUACCAUGACUUGGAAUGGAGAUUUGAAGUGCAGACUGCGUCAAGAUCCCUGUUGAAACAAGUUGCGCCGCUUAUCUCUUUGGAUUUCUCAUUGAAGAAUCCAGAUAAUCCAGAGGAAAUUGAACAUGUUCUGCUGCAAACCGAUCCGACCAACUUGCUUCACAUGACUCAAGAAUUGGAAGAAGCUCUGCAAGAAAGUCGCAGUCAGCAUAUUCGAAGAAUUUCCAAAACAGUAAAAUGAGGCUUUUUGCAACUUGUAUUAUUAUUAUACUUGAAGGAAUUUUAAUAUAAUAUGUGAAUAUGUGUAUAUAUGUGUAAUAUAUAAAUACAUAUAAAAAUAAGUGUAUAUAAAAGAAAACCGUGCUUUUUUUGCACAUGUACUGUGGACAUGGCACAGUUAUCAUUAUAUCUAUUCCUUAUUAUAAACUAUUAAUGUUUUACAAACUGAAA